Limanda limanda (common dab) is the source of this 1008-nucleotide messenger RNA. RefSeq names its product beta-1,3-glucuronyltransferase 1 (glucuronosyltransferase P) a (gene b3gat1a). The coding region runs from base 1 to 1008 and encodes 335 amino acids. Gene Ontology annotation, molecular function: galactosylgalactosylxylosylprotein 3-beta-glucuronosyltransferase activity. The record is from RefSeq and is a predicted model, not a curated record. Gene Ontology annotation, biological process: chondroitin sulfate proteoglycan biosynthetic process; carbohydrate metabolic process. Gene Ontology annotation, cellular component: Golgi membrane. Lineage: Eukaryota; Metazoa; Chordata; Actinopteri; Pleuronectiformes; Pleuronectidae. The transcript is spliced from 4 exons.
AUGCCGAAGAGAAGAGAUAUUCUUGCCAUCGUGUUGAUCGUUUUACCCUGGACUCUGCUCAUCACUGUUUGGCACCAAAGCGCUAUAGGCCCUCUCCUCGCCAUCCGCAAGGAUGAUGGAGUCGAGGGGAAGAGGGAGGCAGGUGGCCAGGGGCAGGACUCCAAAGAAUACUGUGCUUCAGAUAAGGACAUAGUGGAGGUGGUAAGGACAGAAUAUGUCUAUACACGGCCUCCACCCUGGUCCGAUGUGCUGCCUACUAUCCACAUCAUCACCCCUACAUACAGUCGGCCGGUGCAGAAAGCGGAGCUGACGCGGCUGGCGAACACCUUCCUCCAUGUUGCCAACCUGCACUGGAUCCUGGUGGAGGACUCGCAAAGGAGAACAACUCUUGUUACGAGGCUCCUUCGAGAAACAGGGCUGAACUACACCCACCUCAAUGUAGAGACGCCCAGGAACUAUAAGCUGCGGGGUGACACCCGGGACCCCAGAAUACCGCGAGGGACAAUGCAAAGGAAUCUGGCCCUGCGGUGGCUGAGGGAGACAUUUAACGCCAACAGUAGUCAAGCUGGAAUCGUCUACUUUGCUGAUGAUGACAACACAUACAGCCUGGAGCUGUUUGAGGAGAUGAGAUCGACUCGGAAAGUUUCAGUGUGGCCUGUGGCCUUUGUGGGCGGCUUGCGGUAUGAGUCCCCCAAGGUCAAUGCAGCUGGAAAGGUCUACGGCUGGAAGACAGUGUUCGACCCCCAUCGGCCCUUUGCCAUCGACAUGGCCGGCUUUGCCAUCAACCUGAGACUCAUCCUCUUCAAGCCACAGGCAUAUUUUAAGCUUCGUGGGGUGAAGGGAGGCUACCAGGAGAGCAGUUUGCUCCGGGAACUAGUCACACUCAACGACCUGGAGCCUAAAGCAGCCAAUUGCACUAAGAUACUUGUUUGGCACACGAGAACGGAGAAACCGGUCCUUGUGAACGAGGGGAAAAAAGGAUUCACAGACCCCAAUGUGGAGAUCUGA